Molecule: messenger RNA, 1344 nt
Organism: Nematolebias whitei (Rio pearlfish)
Lineage: Eukaryota; Metazoa; Chordata; Actinopteri; Cyprinodontiformes; Rivulidae
Product: nerve growth factor-like
Exons: 3
Coding region: 297-1157 (286 amino acids)
Biological process (GO): negative regulation of neuron apoptotic process; neuron projection morphogenesis; positive regulation of peptidyl-serine phosphorylation
Molecular function (GO): growth factor activity; nerve growth factor receptor binding
Source: RefSeq, a predicted model, not a curated record
GGAGGGAGACAGACUGAAGUGGAUGGGCCAAGACCUGGAUGCACAACUUUGAAAAGCAGGAGCAGGACUCUGAGUCUGGGAUAAUUUUACUCUGGGCCUUGAAAAGGGUGAGGUGGACUAUAGACUUUUUAAAGUUUUACCUCACUGGGGAGAGAGGAGAAGGAUCAUUGCAGGGUGAACUGUGAUUCAGAGGGUCCAGAUGGCAACCAUGAUGGGCCCGGCCUUUGUUGGAGUCUGGCUCUAGAGUCCACAAGGGCUCUCACUUCAACCGGACACAUUCCAAAGGACGUGUGCCCAUGAGGUCGUCACCACUGGUCCUGCUCCUCCUGAUUGGCGUCCAGGCUGUACUGAACAUGGGAGGUGGAUUGGCCCGGAGCACCAGGACAACCAAUCGCAGGGCAGGACAGCAGGAGCCAGCAGCCAGGGACCACCUCUCACAGGACCACACUUUGCAGCAGAGUCAUAGGACCACCCAUCACAGGACCAAGAGGCCACAUCGGGCAGCUUCAAAUACACAGAACAAGAGCCUUGUCCUCGGACGAUCCUCAGCAGGUGCCUCCCCUGAUGCUUCAAGCCUAGUGGUGGACCCCAAACUCUUCUCUAAGAGACAUUACCGCCCCUCACCCCGUGUUGUCUUUAGUGAGGUGCCCCCAUCGCACGAUGCCCUGGAAGGUGAAGACUAUGACAUUGAAGGCGUCAGAGGGGUGAGGGUGAGGCGCAGAGCAGGAUCACACACCAUGCAUCGAGGAGAGUACUCUGUGUGUGACAGCAUAAACGCCUGGGUGGGGAACCUGACACGAGCCACAGACAUAGCAGGAAACGAGGUUACUGUGCUCCCCAAUGUCACAAUCAACAACGUGGUAAAAAAACAGUUCUUCUACGAGACCACCUGUCGAUCCCCCACACACAGGGGCUUCGGGGCCGUGAACGGGGGACGACCCGGAGGUCGAGGUGGGAAACAGGGUUCCAAAUCAGGCAACUCAGGUUGUCUUGGCAUUGACAGUCGCCACUGGAACUCCUACUGCACUAACACACACAUAUUUGUAAGUGCCCUGACCGUCUUCAAGGAACGGACAGCCUGGCGUUUUAUCCGUAUUAAUGCUGCGUGCGUGUGUGUUCUCAGCAGGAAGUCUUGGCCCAACAGACUGGGGCACUGACUGACGAGGAUGACUCUGGACCUCUGGACUAUGAAAGCGCACACACAUUUUUACCGAACAGCCACUGCAGCUUUCUUGCCAAGCCAAUACUCUAGUCCUUUCCUCCUCGACUCACACACUCCUACUGGUCACAGUUUUCAAGCAGCACACAGACAAAACACACACUUUUAUUAAACCCCUCAGCCCC